Trichomycterus rosablanca is the source of this 1682-nucleotide messenger RNA. It is a transcript of the gene sumf1, whose product is annotated as sulfatase modifying factor 1. The record is from RefSeq and is a predicted model, not a curated record. Gene Ontology annotation, cellular component: endoplasmic reticulum. Bases 742 to 1593 code for a protein of 283 amino acids. NCBI's taxonomy places the organism in Eukaryota, Metazoa, Chordata, Actinopteri, Siluriformes, Trichomycteridae. The transcript has 9 exons.
CAGUACUUUUUUUCCUGUUAAGGAUUAGAAAUCCCACACUGUCACCCAAUGCUGAGAGAAAAUGUAAUGUAAUCCAAUAAACACCAAUAAAAACAAAGGUUUAAAGGCAAGUAAGCUUUACAUUGCAAUGAACAGUGAGGCAGAGCAUGCAAGAAUAAAGCCCCUGCUUCUGCUUUUUUUUAUUCAUCUGACCAGCAACAAGCAUCAGUUAAGCUUUAUGGUGCCAGUUUAAAUGAGAUAAAUUACAUUAUAUAAUAAAUAUGUUGCAACUGUCUAUAUGGUGUGGCUGACUAAAUUAUGUCUUGUCACCCUUUCCAGGGUGUAUUUUUGACUCGUGCCUAGUGUUUUGGGUCAAGCUGGACUUUACACAACCCUGACCAGAAAGAAGCAUUUAUUAAAAAUAAAAACAUAUUGGUGAAUCCCUGUUGUGAAUUGUUCACUGCAAUACUUUUACCCAAAUCAUAGACAUAAAUCGAGGGUAUACCUGCUUUAAAAACAGGCCUGGUGUUGAAAUAACUAUUAACCCAAAAUUCAUGUGUACUGUUGUUGACAUCACUGUAUAAAAAUACUUAAUAUUUAGCGGCACGGUGGCUCAGUGGGUAGCGCUGUGACCUCACAGCAAGAAGAUCCUGGGUUUGAUCCCCAGGUGGGGCAGUCCUUUCUGUGAGGAGUUUGCAUGUUCUCCCUGUGUAAGCAUGGGAUUCCUGCGGGAGCUCCGGUUUCUUCUCACAGUCCAAAGACAUGCAGCUUGUGCUGCUGCAGGGAGGCUUAUUCCUCAUGGGCACUAAUGAACCCGGGAUACCACAGGAUGGAGAGGGACCUCAAAGAAGGGUCUGGCUUGAUCCUUUCUACAUUGAAGAGCAUGAAGUUACAAACAUUCAGUUCCAGCAGUUCAUCAAUAAAACCGGCUAUGUUACAGAGGCAGAACGAUUAGGAGACUCGUUUGUGUUUGAGGGAUUGCUCAGUGAAGAGGUCAAGAGUACACUGUCUCAUUCGGUUGCUGCAGCCCCCUGGUGGUCACCUGUAAAAGGUGCAGACUGGAGACACCCAGAGGGCCCAGAUUCUACCAUAGCUGACAGGAUGAAUCAUCCCGUACUGCAUGUCUCGUGGGAUGAUGCUCAGGCCUACUGUCAGUGGGCUCAGCGCAGAUUACCCACUGAGGCAGAGUGGGAGUUUGCCUGCAGAGGCGGACUGCAGGACAGGUUGUACCCCUGGGGGAAUAAACUGAUACCCAAAGGACAGCACUUUGCUAACCUGUGGCAGGGUGAUUUCCCAAAUCACAACACAGGGGAAGAUGGAUACCGUCGCUCAUCACCGGCAAAAUCAUUUCCUGCUAAUGGGUUUGGGCUGUACGACAUGGUGGGCAAUGCAUGGGAAUGGACAGCAGACUGGUGGAGUACUUACCAUACAAACGACCAACAACAUAAUCCGAAAGGACCAGAAAGUGGAACAGACAAGGUUAAGAAAGGAGGUUCCUAUAUGUGUCACAAGUCAUACUGCUACAGAUACAGAUGUGCUGCUCGUAGCCAGAAUACUCCUGACAGUUCAGCUUCUAACCUGGGCUUCCGCUGUGCAGCUGAUCCAAAAUCAUGAUCUCUGAUUUUACACAUAACCCAACUUAUGUUUUUUACUCUUUUGUCUAACUUGUAUUUUUAUCUAAAUAAACUAUAAAAAUGUGCUAA